Molecule: messenger RNA, 492 nt
Organism: Colletotrichum karsti
Lineage: Eukaryota; Fungi; Ascomycota; Sordariomycetes; Glomerellales; Glomerellaceae
Exons: 3
Coding region: 1-492 (163 amino acids)
Source: RefSeq, a predicted model, not a curated record
AUGAAGUACUCUAUCAUCCUCGCAGCCGCCGCCUCGGGUGCUCUGGCGUCCCUCAACUGCACCGCAACCGCGGACAUCAAGACGUACUGCUGCCCAGACACCACCUCCGAGGUCGUCAAGACGGGUCCCGCGGGAGCCCUCAUCAUGAUGGGCUGUGCGGCCGAUAACACGAACAAGAACUGGUACUGGAACUACAACGGCCUGUACACCCCCUACUCGACCCAGUUCAAGGAGUGCUACCUCAACACCAUCCCCUUCAACGAUCUCAAGGUCCUCCCCGACUGCAAGGACGACACCUACGUCCUCGAUCUCACCCGCGGCAAGUCCGGGCCGCUCGACAAGUGCAACCCCAACUGCGUCAGCCAGAACAAGUUCCCGGCCAACACGUACUUUGGCGAUCGGCAGAAGGAGACCAACAUGGCGGUCAACUUCCCGCGCCCGGGCGGCGGCGGCGGUGGGUGGCCGUGGAGAGGAAGAAAGCGCCAGGUCUAG